This is a messenger RNA of Saitoella complicata NRRL Y-17804, 630 nucleotides long. Its product is annotated as excision repair protein. The record is from RefSeq and is a predicted model, not a curated record. Gene Ontology annotation, cellular component: nucleus; ERCC4-ERCC1 complex; nucleotide-excision repair factor 1 complex. Gene Ontology annotation, molecular function: single-stranded DNA binding; damaged DNA binding. The transcript has 3 exons. The annotation marks the transcript as partial. NCBI's taxonomy places the organism in Eukaryota, Fungi, Ascomycota, Saitoellomycetes, Saitoellales, Saitoellaceae. Gene Ontology annotation, biological process: mitotic recombination; nucleotide-excision repair; UV-damage excision repair.
CAGCAGCCUACGCCGCAGAAGAUUGCGAAGCCGGCGGGGUUUAAUGCGAUUAUUGUGAAUCCGCGGCAGAAAGGAAACCCUAUAUUGAACCAUGUACGGAAUGUCCCGUGGGAAUACGGUGACAUCGUCCCCGAUUUCGUCGUCGGACAAACAAGCUGCGCAAUUUAUCUCAGUCUACGAUAUCACCGAUUACACCCAGAAUACAUAUACUCCCGUAUCUCACAACUCGGAAAACAAUACAACCUCCGCCUCCUGCUCAUCUCCGUCGACAUCGAAAAUCACGAAGACUCGUUAAAAGCCCUCACCAAAAUCUCGAUCAUAUCCGAUCUCACCAUCGUCCUCGCCUGGUCUCCUGCCGAAGCUGGGCGGUAUCUAGAAACCUUCAAAUCAUUCGAAUCCAAACCUCCGACUUUGAUUCAAGGCAAACAAUCAACCACGUACAUAGAGGGAGUGGUGGAGAUGAUGACCUCCAUUCGAAGUGUGAAUAAGUCGGAUGCGAUGAGCUUAUUAGCAAAUUUCGGGAGUGUGAAACGGGCCAUCAACGCGGAGGGGGAGGAGGUUGGGUUGAUUGGGGGGUGGGGAGACCAGAAGGUUAGGAGGUUUUUGGGGGCGUGUGGUGAGCCGUUUGUU